Messenger RNA from Westerdykella ornata, 4497 nucleotides. RefSeq lists its product as uncharacterized. The transcript has 16 exons. Bases 1 to 4497 code for a protein of 1498 amino acids. NCBI's taxonomy places the organism in Eukaryota, Fungi, Ascomycota, Dothideomycetes, Pleosporales, Sporormiaceae. Gene Ontology annotation, cellular component: membrane. Gene Ontology annotation, biological process: transmembrane transport. The record is from RefSeq and is a predicted model, not a curated record. Gene Ontology annotation, molecular function: ATP binding; ATP hydrolysis activity; ABC-type transporter activity.
AUGCGGUUCGACUCUCGUUCCUCCUCUGGUUCCACCUGUGUUGCCGUCGACAACACCUUUGGUCCUUACGCAGGACCGUGUCGUGGGGGCUUUGACUUUACCUUGCUCUUCGAGGAUACUUUUCUUUCAAUAGCUCCUCUUGCACUGCUCCUCUGCAUCGCCCCUUUCCGUAUCCUCUUCCUCUGGAGGAAGAAAACUAAGGUGUCACGGUCGCUGUUGCUGCCUGCCAAACUCUUAGCAUGGACGUUCCUCGCUGCAUUCGAUCUUGCCCUCCUCGCUCUCUGGUCGAAGCCGUCCACGUACAAAUCCAAAGCAUCUGUGCCUUCGGCCGUCCUCAGCUUUGUCGGUGCAGUUACUCUGGGCCUGCAAUCCUACUUUGAGCACCAGCGGACCGUGCGCACUUCGCUGCUAUUGAACGUCUACCUUUGCAUCACGGUGUUAUUCGACGCGGCGCGGUCGAGGACGUUCUCCAUCUCCAACAACCUGGAGGUCAUAUCCGUGCUCUUCACUACAAGGGUCGGUGUGAAACUGUUUCUGGCAAUAUUCGAGGCAAGAGGGAAGUCGCAUCUCCUCCUGCCAGAGUUUGCGGAUGCUCCACCUGAAGCCAUUAGCGGGAUAUACAGUCGAGCACUCUUCUGGUGGCAGAAUCAGCUUUUCCGUCAUGGUUUCUCAAAUACGCUGUCCGUGGAUGAUCUGUUCCAAUUGGACAAACAUCUGCGCGCUGAUUAUCUCCAGCAACGGAUCGAGUCCGGCUGGCGCAAAGUCACAGCGAAAGGCGCCAAUGCUCUACUCUGGGUCACCUUGAGGAGACUUAAGUGGUCCAUUCUUGCCGUGAUUCCGCCCCGCCUCUGUCUGAUAGCAUUCAACUUCUGCCAGCCUUUCUUGAUUGAUAGAGCGAUCCGAUAUUCCGACCAAGCCGAGCUGGAUCCAAGUGCGCCCCAAACCGCGAAUAUUGGAUAUGGAUUGAUCGGCGCCUAUGUUCUAGUCUACGUGGGCAUCGCGAUCUCCACAGGGCAACAUCAACAUCUCACCUACCGCUUCAUAACAAUGAUGCGAGGAGGCCUGAUUUCCCUGCUCUACAACAAAUCGACCGAGAUCACCUUGCCGGAUGUAGAUCCUUCAUCAAGUCUUACUUUGAUGUCCGCAGACAUCGAGAGAAUCGUGGUGGGAAUGCAGACCUCCCACGAGCUCUGGUCAAACACUCUUGAGGUGGUCUUGGCCAUAUAUCUGCUUGGUCGGCAGUUGGGAGCCGCGUGUGCGGUCCCGAUUGGUGUUGCCGUCUUUUCUCUUGUUGGAUCACUAGGCGCCACGAGCCUGGUCAUGAAGCGCCAAGCUCUCUGGCUAGAGGCUAUUCAGAGGCGCAUAGCCGCCACUGAGGCCAUGCUCAGCUCCAUGAGAGGUGUGAAGAUGAGCGGGCUCACUGAUGUCCUUCGCGACGACCUGCACCGACUCCGCAUCGACGAAUUGGAAAUAUCAAAGGGAUUCAGGAAGCUCCUCAUUUGGACUAUGGGAUUCUCAUACAUCUCGCCAGUUGCUUCGCCUAUCCUGACGUUCGCCGUAUUUUCAGUGCUUGCGAAGAACCAGGGAGGCGCAAGUACCCUUGACACAGCCAAGGUGUUCACCUCGCUAUCUCUCUUUUCCCUGUUGACCGAGCCCCUGGGAUCGCUUAUCAUGGCACUGGCGAGUUUCAUGGGUGCAGUGGGAAGCUUCCAGCGCAUCCAAACAUUCCUUUCCGCAGACUCGCUGUCAGAGAGACGCAAGCUGCCGUUCGUAAACAGGAGUAUCGCAUCGGCCUCUGACAUCGGCGGCUACGAUUCCGAUAAGGAAUCGAGUGCAUCGAAGAAGAGCGGCUUCUCAUUAGAUAUCACAGAGCUGCAAACUGGUGAUCAGGCUAUUGUCAUCGAAAAGGCGUCCUUUGGCUGGGACAAGGAGAAACAGCCGCAAGGAUUGCUACAAGAUAUCACCAUGACUGUCCCUCGUGCCAAGAUUACCAUCGUUGUGGGGCCCGUCGGAUGCGGCAAGUCCACCCUGCUCAAAGGUAUUCUGGGUGAGCUUCCCGUCAUGAAUGGGACAGUCCAACUCUCGUCCCUGCGUAUUGCACUCUGCGACCAGACUCCCUGGCACAUGAACUGCACGGUCCAGCAGGCCAUUGUAGGCAUGUCCGACUUCGAGCAGCGGUGGUACGCGAAGGUGGUGCGCAGCUGCGCCUUGGACGAGGACCUUCGACAACUACCACUCGGGGACCAGACCGUCAUAGGCAGUAAGGGAAUUGCUCUGAGUGGUGGACAGAGCCAGCGAAUCGCUCUGGCACGGGCAGUAUAUAGCCAGAAAGACAUCAUAAUACUUGACGACUGUCUCAGUGGCCUCGACUCAACUACGGAAAACAGAAUUUGGCACAGUCUCUUCGGGAGGGACGGCUUGCUUCGUGCUUGCAGGUCCACCGUCCUGAUCGCGUCGUCCUCAGCCAAACGCCUUCCGUACUGCGAUAAUAUUGUUGUCCUUGGCAGCAAUGGCUCGAUUGUGGAACAAGGCUCUUAUGAUAAACUCAACCGCGCCGGCGGUUAUGUCUCGAGCUUUGACUUGCCGCCGCCCGACUGGGACUUUGUCCCAGAGAAACACAUCUAUGAAGCUCCUCCAAAGUACACAGAGCAGGCCACGACUGAGAAAGUCACUGAAGACGACAUCAUGGCCGAAGCCAAUAGGAGGACUGGCGACGCCGCCAUCUAUCUCUACUAUAUCCGAUCCGUGGGGUGGAUCCCCACGCUCAUCUUCGUUGUUUCAAUAACAAUCUUCAUCUUCGGGCAACUUUUUCCAACAUGGUGGGUGAAGGAGUGGGCUGCGUUCAACGCAGAUCACCCGAACCAAAAGCUUGGCCUAUAUCUCGGCGUCUAUGGCAUGUUGGGCGGCGUUGCUCUCUUGUUCUUGGUAGUCAGCUGCUGGCAACUCAUUAUAACGAUGGUUCCCCGCUCAGGGGUAAACUUCCACUGGAAACUACUCACCACCGUCCUAAAUGCGCCAAUGACCUUCUUCUCCACAACAGAUACAGGCGUCACCCUCAAUCGCUUCAGUCAGGAUCUCCAGAUGAUCGACAUGGAACUUCCUGUGGCAGCGCUCAAUACUUUUGCGACCUUCGUUCUCUGCAUCGGCCAAAUGGCUUUGAUCGGCGCAUCGUCUCCCUAUGCAGCCGUCUCUUUCCCCAUCGUGGGCUUGAGUCUCUACAUGAUACAAAAGUUCUACCUGCGUACCUCGCGUCAGCUCAGGUUCCUUGACCUCGAAGCCAAGUCGCCUUUGUAUACUCAGUUCAAUGAGAUGCUGUCCGGCCUGGCUACUAUUCGCGCUUUCGGAUGGCAGGAGUUCUUGGUCGAGAAAGCUAAGGGCCUUCUUGACCGGAGCCAACGCCCUUUCUACCUACUCUUCGCUGUUCAGCGCUGGUUGACUCUGGUUCUGGAUCUUGUAGUAGCGGCUGUCGCGACUCUCCUCAUCACGCUGGUGGUGGCGCUGCGAGGCAAGAUCGAUCCUGGAUACGUUGGUGUUGCUCUCCUUAAUGUCAUUCUCUUCUCCCAGAGCGUCAAACUGCUUAUCUCCUUCUGGGCGCAGCUUGAGACGCAUAUUGGGAGCGUGGCAAGGGUAAAGACUUUCACUACGGACGCAGUCAGCGAAAACCUGGAGGGAGAGGACAAGACUCCACCCCCGAACUGGCCCUGUGAUGGAAAAAUCGAGUUCAAGAAUAUUAGCGCUUGCUAUCGUCUCUACGAGCCUGUCAUCGACGACUUCUCGCUGUCCAUCGCACCAGGGGAGAAGGUCGCCAUUGUUGGGCGCACGGGAAGUGGCAAAUCAUCCCUCGUCCUGACGCUUUUCCGCAUGCUGGACCUCUCGUCUGGCACCAUCAGCAUCGACUCGAUACCGCUCCAUCGCCUCCCCCGGCAGACAAUACGUUCGCGCCUCAUCGGCCUCCCACAAGACGCAUAUCUGCUCCCUGGCUCCGUGCGCCUCAACGCCGAUCCCUUGAAACAAAGCAACGACAAGGCGAUCAUGCAGGCGCUGAAGGACGUGCAGCUCUGGGAUAUUGUGGUGAACAAGGGCGACGAGAAUAAAUAUGCGCAUCCGCUGGACGUGGACGUCGAGGACCUUCACUUCUCGCACGGCCAGAAGCAGUUGUUCUGCAUCGCCAGAGCGAUAUUACGCGCUGAUAAGAGCAGCGUUGUCGUUUUGGACGAGGCGACCAGCAGUCUCGACAAAGCGUCCGACUCGCAUGUCCAGCGCUUGCUCCGCUCACGGUUCGCAUCCCACACCAUCAUCGCCGUGGCGCACAAGCUCGACACGAUUCUGGAUUUCGACAAGGUCGUCGUCAUGCAGCAAGGUAAGCUGGUGGAGUAUGGCGAGCCCUACAAGUUGCUUGAGACGGAGGGGAGUCGCUUCAAGGCGCUGUAUGAGGAUGGGUCGAGGAGCGAGGAUACGGAGCAGGGCGAUGAGAAUGUCAUACAGAUAGCGCAGUAG